AAGCAUUUAGCCGACUCAGAUGACUAAAAGCGAAAGUAGAGUUACACUUUUCAUUUCAAUCCGAAGCAACAGCAUUUUGUUACUAUAGAAUUCAAAGGAAACGAUGGCGGUAGUGUUUGAUAUGAAAAGAUGCCCUGAAGCCUGUAACUUGCAGGUCGGGGACUCUGUCGACUGUACACCGAAUAAAGAUGGAGGGGUGAUAAAAAAGUUGAUGAAAGCUGGGGUAGGGGACGAAUUUCCGAAUUAUGGUGACAAAGUUUUCUUCAAUUAUACUGCAUACAAAGGGGAUGAAAUGACAGAAGAAAACAUUUUUGACUCAUCAGAGAAAGACGGAGAACAGUUUGAAUAUGACUGCCUAAGAGGCAAGGUUAUCAGAGGUUUUGAAUUGGCAGUGCUAUCUAUGAGACCAGGAGAAAGAUCAUUGAUCUACCUUACACCAGAGUGGGGAUUUGGUAAAAGUGGUGCUCCCCCAAGAGUCCCUCCAGACACCAAUGUUAUCUUUGAUACAGAAAUCGUCAGUGUGGAGUGUUCAGACAUAUCACCAGACCAAGAUCAAACUCUGAUGAGAAAAGUGUUAGUCAGAGGGAAAGGUCACCACCAUGCGAACUUUGGGUGCCCAGUUGAGUUACAUAUCAGGGGAGAGUGUGAUGGGCAAGUGUUUAUUGACAAAGAUGUCAACUUUUUUAUGGGUGAGGGAUCCUCUGAUGAGCAUGGCAUUCCACCAUUUAUUGAGCCGUAUCUGGACCACUGGAAGAAUGGAGAGGAAGCUCGUAUUAACUAUGCAGCAAAACAUGCUUAUGGAGCUGCAGGCUGCCCUAAGUAUGGCAUUGAGCCCAACAAAGAUCUCGUCUUCUGGAUCAACAUGAAAAAAUUUGAAAGGGUCCAAGAAUACUGGGAUCUUGACUACAAACAAAAGAUGGACCGUAGUGACGAGUACAAGAUAAAGGGGAACAAAUACUUCAAGAAUGGGGAGUACGAUUUAGCGUCAAAGUUCUACGAGGAGAUGAUCGACUUUGUACAGCAUGACCUGUGUAUGGAGGGAGCGGAGGAGAAGAGAAGGCGCAAUUUACUUCUUGUUGGAAAUCUGAACUUGGCGCAAGCAUACCUCAAGGUUGAUAAAAACACAAAGGCUCGUGAUUGCUGUGAUACAGCUCUCACAUUUGACGAAAAAAACGUAAAGGCCUUCUUCAGAAGGGGCAUGGCAUACCUUGGAAUGAUGGAGUAUGAAAAAGCGAAGAAAGACUUCCAAAAAGUGCUGGAGUUGGAACCAUAUAACAUGCAUGCAAAAAAACAUAUUGACAUAUGCACAAACAAAAUGGUCGAAACAACUCAGAGUGAGAGGGAUCUCGAUCGCAGGAUGAUGUCUGGUAUAGGGAAACAUUCUGAUGAUGGUAGUAGCCUGUACAGUAGUGGAAUGGACGACAUUGACAACUGGGACAACAACAUGGCACAGGGCAUGAUGCCUCUAGAGGAGGAACAGGCCGCGUUUGGCGACAUCAGCCCCAGUGACGGGGGCAACAACCAUGGGCUUAGAGACUAGCAUCACCAUGGCUUUUGGAGUUUGAUUAGAUCCAGAUAUGUUGUGGGGUUGAGGGGGAGGGGAGAAAACCAUCAGGUACAAGAACAGAGUGCCGGGGUAGGGGAUGGUUUUUGGGUCUAGAAAUGGUUGUGUUUAUAGGCAAGUUACAAUGACUAUCCUCUAUUAUAUCAGCUUGGAGUUUCCAGUCUGUGUCUCCACUGCCUGUCUCCACUGUAUAGAUGUUGCACUGUGUACUAAGGAACUACUCAUUAUUUAAUGUCUACAUGACUGUAUAGCAAUGGCAUCGAGAUACAUGAAUGUAUGUGCAUUAUACUAUCAUAAAUAUGUGUUAAACAGUACAAAAAAACUAUGAAACAUUUUCACAUUCUUAUUGUAGUUGACAUGUACCGUAAUCAGAUUUGCAAAGUAAUUUUUAGCUCGUCUAUUUGAAGAAUAGGUGGGCUAUACUACUCGCCCAGGCGUCGGCGUCCGGUUAAAGUUUUAGGGCAAGUUGGGAUUUUCACUUACAAGUCCAAUACCCUUCAUUCAAUUGAGUUAAUACUUCACACAGUUGUUCAGGGCCAUCACAUGAUGAGGUUAGAUAACUCCAUAUUAUUAUAUACACAGAUUAUGGCCCAUGAUUGACUAUGAAACUUACUGUAGGUUAAAGUUUUAGGGCAGGUUGGGAUAUUUAUAUACUUCUAUACCCUUCAUUCAAUUGACUUAAUACUACACACAUUUGUUAAGGACCAUCCCACAAUGAGGUUACAUAACUCCAUAUUAUCCUUAAUACAAGUUAUGGCCCCUGAUUGACUUAGGUUAAAGUUUUAAGGCAGGUUAAAGUUUUAGGGCAAGUUGGGAUUUUCACUUAAAACUCCAAUACCAUUCAUUCAAUUGACUUAAUACUUCACACAGUUGUUCAGAGCCAUCACAUAAUGAGGUUAGAUAACUCCAUAUUAUCUUUUAUACAAAUUAUGGCCCCUGAUUGACUAUGGAACUUAGGUUAUCGUUUCAGGGCAGGUUGGGAUAUUUAUUAAUAACUUCUAUACCCUUCAUUCAAUUGACUUAAUACUUCACACAAUUGUUCAGGACCAUCACCCAAUGAGGUUACAUAACUCCAUAUCCUUAAAACAAGCUAUGGCCCCUGACUGACUUAGGUUAAAGUUUUAGGCAAGUAAAAGUUGAGGUCAAGUUAAGAUUUUAAUAAAAAAACUUCUAUACCUUUCAUUCAAUGCACUUAAUAAAAUUCACAAGCAUUUACGACCAGCUUACAACAAGAAACAUAGCUCCAUUUUAACCCUAAAUACAAAUUAUGUCCUUUGAAUAUUUUUUUUUUUAAUUUCUUUUGACAGGCACAUUUUUACAUUCUUAACCAGUUUUUUACCAAGGGAAAACAAGGAGGCCUAUACUAUAUGGCCCUUGAAUUUUUUUUAUUAUUUUUUUUUAAAUUUCUUUUGAAAGGCAUAUUUGUAUAUUCUUAUCCACAUUUUCAUAAUGGGAAAUCAAGUUAUUUGAAUGACCUGCGUCAUUUUUCGGGUGGUGGGAGGGCAGCAUCAAAGUCACAUAAUGUAUUGAAUAAUUUUAGUUAGGUUUGACAUAAAUAGACCAAACUUAGUAAUAUUACAUUGUUAUUGUAUUCACUUCUAAGUCAAAGCGGCGAAGACCAGCACGCUGUCUUACGACAGCUCUUGUUUUAUAAAUUGAUAACAUCGUUUUACUACAAUGUAUUUAUAUCUUUAUUUAUAUUGAAGCAACUUGGCGAUUAUCUGGAAUAGUUGCUUGCAAUUUGUUGUUUUUUUUCUUCUUUUUUAUUUCUGUUUUAUCCAGAUGUACGGUAAUGGUAAAUUGUAAUACAUUUGCAAUGAAUGUAAAUAGAUUGGUGGCCACAUCGCAUCUGCAACAUUAACAUGCAAAAUCUUUCAUCUUAGCCCAAACUCCAAAAACGCUAAAUGUAUUUAAAUGAAACUUGGUAUACAUAUUGCUAGAGACAGUUUGCAGGUAUAUAGCAAGGCCAAUUAAUCUGACUUUUAUAAUUGUACAGAAAUGCCCCUUUUUUGACAAAAAAAUCAUGCUAGAACUUUUAACCUUUACUAUUACUCAAACACAGUGAAUGAUAUUCUAAUAAAACUUGGCACAAUUGUUGCCAGGGCAAUACAUACAUGUUUAGCAAAGCCCAUAUGACUUUAGUACUUGUUAGAUAUGGCCCUUUUCAACCAAAACAACAACAUGCAAAAACUUGAACCUAAAAUGUUCAAAUGAAACUUGGUACACAUGUUGUCAGAAUCCAUAAAAUUGUUCAUGUGUAUAGCUAGGUAUAUAACUUGUGACUCUUAUAAUUGUCAGCCCUGUUUCCAAAAAAAUGAAGCCCAGCGCUGGAGUUUGCUUCACGGCUAAUCUGAUUUCAGCAAGUUAGAUUUGUGCCAUAAACAUGAAUUUACAUUGUGUUGCACAAUCAUUUUUAAUACCAAUUCAUUUGUAGAAAAGGAACCAUUUUUUUAAUUGGAUGUGUGCACAAACACAUAUUGUUAUUUUCUGUAAAAUCAUUGUAAGCAAUAUUCAGUUCAUGUACAUUUCUGUGACACUUGCCUACUUUUAUAUAAACGUAUCAUAGUAUUUUGCAUUCAAUGCAAAUAUCUGUUUUAUAAUUCCAUAUUUUUUUAUAAAUGUAUAUAAAAUGUACAUGUAUGUCAAAGAGUUAACUCUGAAUGUUUUACAAUUAUCAUUUUCUUUUCUAAUUUGCUUAUUUUGUUUUGAAUUUUGUUUGAUGAUUUUUGGUUGUUUUCAGGGAAAAUUUGACCAAAUGAUCAACACUGAAAUGUUGACUAAAAUAUGUGUGUUUUAUUUUAUAUCAUACAAAGCUGCACAACAUAUUGCAACUGGGAGGCUAUUCCGAAAACAAGUAUUCUACCCCACCUGAUAACCAGCUAUUUUAAAUAAAAGCAUAUUACCCAUCUGUUGACCCUACUAUUUUGGUGUGAAUGAAAAUGAUUUUUUUUUUACAAGCAUUCAAGCCAUUUACCAAUGAAUUUUUUAACGAGGAUUACAUUUUUUUUCUCUAUUAUUUUUUAAAAAAUUGGUUUUGUAAAAUGUGAAUAUUUUAUAUGUUGUAAAAAAUUUGUGUCAAUUGUAAGAUGAUUGUAGGGUUUAUUUUUCAGACAGAUCAGACGUAAAGUUCAGCCACUAAUACAAAACCCAGGUUUUGGAAAAGAGGCGUUUACACAUGUUUUGAUAGACUCCAAAAUUUGUAUAUUUCACAUCAUUUCCUUAAUAUAAAUAAGAAAUAAACAAGGUUAUAUGCGUUUUCAUUGGCCUGGAAUAUUAUGGUUAUACUGAAUAGUGAUGAGCUAUGGGGCUAUUACUGAUGGCUGAUCAGACAUCUGGAGAGAUAAUUGUAGUCAAAUUUGAUUUUCCAGAAUUUGAUCUUCCUGUAUUAGUCAUUUAGUGAAUUAUAUAAUCAAGAAGGUUUGAUCUUCCUGUAUUAGUCAUUUAAUGAAUAAAAUAAUCAAGAAGGUUUGAUCUUCCUGUAUUAGUCAUUUAGUGAAUUAUAUAAUCAAGAAGGUUUUCAGGCUCCAGGCCAUACAAAUUUAAAGUGAAAGAUUUUCUGACGGUUGCAUGAAAGUGAUUAAACAGUUCCCUUCGAGCAGGCAAAUUUUGAAGAAAUUUGAUUGAAAUUGAUGACUAUUUAUGUUGUUGUUUUUUAACUAACCAUUUGAAUUGUAAAAUUUAACUACCUGUUGAAAGUGUAAUUAAUUAAAAGGACAUCAAAUUUAUUUGUGAAUAUUUUUAUAAUCACACAGCAAUUUUAACUUUUUCUGAAGCUUUAAAGCCAUUAUUAACUAAAUGCUUUUUAUAGAUCAAUAGAGAACUUCUUUUUAAAGUAAUAAACCCUUAUGCUGCGCACAACAACAAAUGUAUUUAUUCUAUAAAAUUCAAAGUUUUCAAGAAAAUAUCAAUCAUGGGUUUCCAGGUCCAGACUGAAAAAUUCUACCCUUGAGCGUGCUGUGUUGCAGGUAGCCUUUGAACAGGCAUACAAAUGUCCCCUAGGUCGGAUUUAUCCAUCCAGACCAGAAACGCAUGAUCAAAAUUACUACAAGUUUUUUUUUUAAUUCUAAAUCUUCCUUCCGUCCUAAAUAUUUUACUUGAUGUAAGGACUUUCAGUCCUUGGAAUAGAUUUAUGAUGUUUUUGCAAUUUUACAUGUAUGUGUUGUAUUAAAUCGCAUGAAAAUAAUUGCUUUCUUAACAUUUCAUUGUGUGUUGUUGUUGUUAGAAAUCAUAAUGAACAAUUGGAAUUAAAUUAUUUAUGAUAUA
Molecule: messenger RNA, 5827 nt
Organism: Mya arenaria
Lineage: Eukaryota; Metazoa; Mollusca; Bivalvia; Myida; Myidae
Product: peptidyl-prolyl cis-trans isomerase FKBP5-like
Exons: 10
Coding region: 104-1540 (478 amino acids)
Molecular function (GO): peptidyl-prolyl cis-trans isomerase activity; protein binding
Source: RefSeq, a predicted model, not a curated record